GACCAGAGCAGACCUGGGGGAAAGCGGUUCAGUGCAGGCCUGGUGUGUGCUUCUGUCUGCUCAGGGUGAGAGAGAACAAUGCAGAAGGACUCUGACCCUCUAAUGCCUUUACUUUGGAUUGGCUUUGGCUAUGCAGCGCUGGUUGCUUCUGGUGGGAUCAUUGGCUAUGCAAAAGCAGAUGGUGUCCCAUCACUGGCUGCUGGACUUCUUCUCAGGGGCUUAGUAGGCCCGGGUACUUAUCAACUAUCCCAGGAUCCAAGGAACAUUUGGCUUUUCCUAGCUAUAUCUGGAACCUUAGCUGGCAUUAUGGGAAUGAGAUUCCACCACUCUGGAUGCGUUAUGCCUGUGGGCUUAAUCACGGGUGCCAAUUUGUUGACGGUCACCAAACUUGGAAUUAAUGUGUUGAAUAGACCCCAUCAGUAG
Messenger RNA from Zalophus californianus (California sea lion), 423 nucleotides. RefSeq names its product transmembrane protein 14C-like. The transcript has a single exon. Gene Ontology annotation, biological process: regulation of heme biosynthetic process. The coding region runs from base 79 to 423 and encodes 114 amino acids. NCBI's taxonomy places the organism in Eukaryota, Metazoa, Chordata, Mammalia, Carnivora, Otariidae. The record is from RefSeq and is a predicted model, not a curated record. Gene Ontology annotation, cellular component: mitochondrial membrane.